UGGUGCAUCUCUUGCCAAUCAAAUCAGUGCUGUCUGCAGUGUGAGAGCUGCUUUAGUGGCACCAGGGAGUGGAGUUAAUUAAACCAGUAUAAAUAGACUCUGUCCUCACCUUGCAAUUCAAAGGAGUAUUUUUCCUUCCUGUCCCAUGCCCCCACGUGCUCCUCCCUUUCCUCCUGUGUCCCCCUCAGCUUUCACCUGGACACUUCUGUGCCUUGAAUCCCUGGCUUCUCUCCAGGCACCAUGACUCCUGUGAGAAUGCAGAAUUCCUUGACGGGUCAGACCUACGCAGUACCGCUCAUCCAGCCAGACCUGCGGCGAGAGGAGGCCAUCCAACAGGUAGCUGAUGCCCUGCAGUACCUCCAGAAGGUCUCUGGAGACAUCUUUAGCAGGAUCUCCCAGCGUGUGGAGCAGAGCCGGAGUCAGCUUCAGGCCAUUGGGGACAGGAUCUCCUUGGCCCAGGCCAAGAUUGAGAAGAUCAAAGGCAGCAAGAAGGCCAUCAAGGUGUUCUCCAGUGCCAAGUAUCCAGCGCCAGAGCAUUUGCGGGAAUACGACUCCAUCUUCACGGGGGCUCAAGACCCUGGCCUGCAGAGACGCCCCCGCCACAGGAUCCAGAGCAAGCACCGGCCUCUGGAUGAGCGGGCCCUGCAGGAGAAGCUGAAAUACUUCCCCAUACGUGUGAACACCAAGCUGGAGCCUGAGGCUGAGGCUGAGGAGGGUCUCGGGGGUCUUCCCAGCAACAUCACCUCUGUCAGUUCCUUACUGCUGUUCAACACCACAGAGAACCUGUAUAAGAAAUAUGUCUUCCUGGACCCGCUGGCUGGUGCUGUCACAAAGACCCAUGUGAUGCUGGGGUCCGAGACAGAGGAGAAGCUGUUUGAUGCGCCUCUGUCUAUCAGCAAGAGAGAGCAGCUGGAGCAGCAGGUUCAAGAGAAUUACUUUUAUGUGCCUGACCUGGGACAAGUGCCCGAGAUCGACGUGCCAUCCUACCUGCCCGACCUGCCAGGCAUCGCAGAUGACCUCAUGUACAGUGCCGACCUGGGUCCUGGCAUUGCACCCUCGGCCCCAGGAGCCAUCCCGGAGCUUCCCACAUUCCACACAGAAGUGGCGGAGCCCUUUAAAUCUGACCUAGAAGAUGGGGUGCUAACAGCACCCCCGCCACCGCCACCCCCUCCACCACCUCCCCCGGCUCCAGUUGUGCUGGUCAGCGAUCCCCCACCGUUGCCACCACACCAGGAGACUGCCUCUGCAGGCCAAGGGGCACGGGAAGAUGAAGGCAGUGGGGUACAUCCAGCAGCGCUGGUCCAGGGAGCCCCGAAGGACGUUGUGCAACCCUCGAGUGGCCGGGCUACUCUGCUGGAGUCCAUCCGCCAGGCCGGGGGCAUCGGCAAGGCCAAGCUGCGUAGCGUCAAGGAGCGCAAGCUGGAGAAGAAGAAGCAGAAAGAACAGGAGCAAGUGAGAGCCACCAGCCAAGGCGGGGACCUGAUGUCUGAUCUCUUUAACAAGCUGGUUAUGAGACGCAAAGGUAUUUCCGGGAAAGGCCCCGGGGCAGGGACCACUGAGGGACCAGGAGGAGCCUUUGCCCGAAUGUCAGAUUCCAUCCCGCCUCUGCCCCCUCCACAACAGCCCUCAGGAGAGGGUGAAGAUGAUGAGGAUGACUGGGAAUCCUAGGCGCUCAGCCACCCUCUGGCCCUCCAUAUCCAGGGUCAGGCCAGUGCCUGUAUGAGAUGAUGACAAAUGGAUCAGCCUAAAGGGUUCCCAUCUUCCUGGCCCUUUCAGUUCCUGCUGUGCCAGGAGAGACCUCAGCAAAAUGUCCCAGGCCUGGAUCCUAAGGAGCCUGGGCUGGUGUUUCUGAGGCCAGAUGCCUGGGGUGGGAUGGAGGAGACAACCCUGGCUCUUUGCUUGGGCACUUCCUUAAAGAGGUUUGGAGAGGAGACAAAAUGUGCCACAAUAAACUGCAAGAAAUGAGUAGAAA
Suncus etruscus (white-toothed pygmy shrew) is the source of this 1972-nucleotide messenger RNA. It is a transcript of the gene WASHC1, whose product is annotated as WASH complex subunit 1. Gene Ontology annotation, cellular component: WASH complex; recycling endosome; early endosome. Gene Ontology annotation, molecular function: gamma-tubulin binding; actin binding; alpha-tubulin binding. The transcript has 11 exons. The coding region runs from base 241 to 1668 and encodes 475 amino acids. NCBI's taxonomy places the organism in Eukaryota, Metazoa, Chordata, Mammalia, Eulipotyphla, Soricidae. Gene Ontology annotation, biological process: exocytosis; retrograde transport, endosome to Golgi; endocytic recycling. The record is from RefSeq and is a predicted model, not a curated record.